AUGCAGGACAGGCAGCGUCGGUUUGUAUGGUUAGAGUUUGCCCCCACUCACGAACUUGCUGCUUGUGAAGAGAAAAAAGAAAACUGUCGUGCGAAUUGCACAGUGAAAUUGAACUUGGAAUUGAAAGUAGAUCAGUUUCGAAGCGUAAUGGCAAAUCAGCUAUCCAAAGCACAGUCUGUCGUGCCGCUAUUGCAGUCGGCAGUCAUGACUGUUCGUUAG
This is a messenger RNA of Enterobius vermicularis (human pinworm), 219 nucleotides long. The record is from the annotation of a GenBank genome assembly. Lineage: Eukaryota; Metazoa; Nematoda; Chromadorea; Rhabditida; Oxyuridae.